AUGACCAGGAGCAGGACAGCCCUCCUCCUGUCAAUGGCCUUAGCUUCUUCUGUCUGCUUCAACUUGGACACAGAGCAGCUGACAACCUUCCAUGUGGACAGUGCUGGCUUUGGGCACAGCGUGGUCCAGUAUGACAACUCCUGGGUGGUGGUUGGAGCCCCCCAGCAGAUAACAGCUGCCAACCACACAGGGGGCCUGUACCAGUGUGGCUACAGCACGGGCGCAUGUCAGCCUAUCCGCCUGCAGGUCCCCCCAGAGGCUGUGAACAUGUCCCUGGGUCUGUCCUUGGCAGCUGCUACCAACCCCUCCCGGCUGCUGGCCUGUGGCCCCACUGUGCACCACGCAUGCAGGGAGAACAUGCACCUGACUGGGAUCUGCUUCCUGCUGGCCGCCUCCUCCCGGCAGGUCCACAGGCUCCCAGCCACCCUGCAGGAAUGCCCAAGGCAGGAGCAGGACAUCGUGUUCCUGAUUGACGGCUCGGGAAGCAUCACCUUCAGCGAUUUUGCCAAGAUGAUGAACUUCGUGAAGGCUGUGAUGAGCCAGUUCCAGAGGCCCAACACCCAGUUUGCCCUGAUGCAGUUCUCCCAUGAAUUCCGGAUACACUUCACUUUCGACACCUUCAUACACAGCUCAGAUCCACUAGGACUGCUGGAUUCUGUACGCCAGCUGAGAGGGUACACGCACACGGCCACAGCCAUCCAAAUGGUCAUACACGAACUGUUCCGUGCCUCAAGUGGGGCCCGCAAGGAUGCCACCAGGAUCCUCAUUGUCAUCACCGAUGGGAAGAAGCAAGGUGACCGCCUGGAUUAUGCGGACGUCAUCCCCACGGCCGAGGCGGCAGGCGUCAUCCGCUAUGCGAUAGGGGUCGGAUCGGCUUUUCAAGCGACAUAUUCCUGGAAAGAACUAAAUGACAUUGCAUCCAAGCCCUCCCAUGAACACAUAUUUAAAGUCGACAACUUUGAUGCUUUGAGGGAUAUUCAAAACCAACUGAAGGAGAAGAUCUUUGCUAUUGAGGGUACGGAGACCAUAAGCAGCAGUUCCUUCGAAUUGGAGCUGUCCCAGGAGGGCUUCAGCGCUGUGUUCACGCCUGAUGGCCCAGUUCUGGGGGCCGUGGGGAGCUUCAGCUGGUCUGGAGGUGCCUUCCUGUAUCCCUCAAAUAUGAGCCCCACCUUCAUCAACGUGUCUCAGGAGUAUGUGGACAUGAGGGACUCUUACCUGGGUUACUCAACCGAGCUGGCCCUUUGGAAGGGGGUGCCGAGCCUGGUGCUGGGGGCCCCCCGCCAUCAGCACGCCGGGAAGGUUGUCAUCUUCACCCAGGUGUCCAGGCAAUGGAGGCCAAAGGCUGAAGUCACAGGGAGCCAGAUCGGCUCCUACUUCGGGGCCUCCCUCUGCUCCGUCGACAUGGACAGAGAUGGCAGUACUGACCUCGUCCUCAUCGGGGCCCCCCAUUACUAUGAACAGACCCGAGGCGGCCAGGUGUCCGUGUGCCCCAUGCCCAGGGGGCAGAGCAGGUGGCGGUGUGAGGUCAUUCUCCGAGGGGAGCAAGGCCACCCCUGGGGCCGCUUUGGGGCAGCUCUGACAGUACUGGGGGACGUGAAUGGGGACAAGCUAACAGACGUGGUCAUCGGGGCCCCAGGAGAGGAGGAGAACCGGGGUGCUGUCUAUGUGUUUCAUGGAGCCUCAGGACUGGACAUCAACCCCUCCCCCAGCCAGCGCAUUGCGGGCUCCCAGCUUCCCCCCGGGAUCCAGCAUUUUGGGCAGUCACUGAGCGGGGGUCAGGACCUCACCCAGGAUGGACUGAUGGACCUGGCCGUGGGGGCCCAGGGGCAUGUGUUGCUGCUCAGGACCAGACCUGUCCUCAGGGUGUGGAUGAACAUACGCUUCACAGUUACAGAGAUCGCCAGGUCUCUGUUUGAGUGCCAGGAGCAGGUGGCCUCUGUCAAGGACCUGGGCGAAGCCAACAUCUGCCUUCAUAUUUACGAAAGUCCCAAGAACCAACUGGGUGACCUCCAAAGCUCUGUGACCUUUGACUUGGCCCUCGACCCUGGCCGCCUGAGUCCCCGUGCCAUUUUCGAGGAGACGAAGACCUGGACUCUGACUCGAGUCCAAGUCCUUGGGCUGGGUCUGCACUGUGAACCCGUGAGGCUGCAGCUCCCGGCCUGUGUGGAGGACUCGGUGACCCCCAUCACCCUGCGCCUCAACUUCUCCCUGGUGGCGCAGCCCAUCCCUUCCUCCAGAAGCCUCCGGCCCAUGCUGGCUGUGGAUGCUCAGAGAUACCUCACAGCCUCUCUCCCCUUUGAGAAGAACUGUGGAGCUGACCACGUCUGCCAGGAUGACCUUGGCAUCUCCUUUGACUUCUCAGGCUUGAAGACCCUGGUGGUGGGGAGUAACCUGGAGCUCAAUGCAGAAGUGACUGUGUGGAAUGAUGGCGAGGACUCCUAUGGAACCACAGUCACUUUCUCCUACCCGGCAGGGCUGUCCUAUCGCCGCGUGGCAGGGAUCCAGAAUCACCCACGGCUGCGCUCCCUGCGUCUGACGUGUGACAGCGCCCCAGAUGGGAGUCAGGACACCUGGACCACCAGAUGCAGCAUCAACCACAUCAUCUUCCAGGGGGGCACCAGGAUCACAUUCUUGGCUACCUUUGACGUCUCCCCCAAGGCUGUGCUGGGUGACCGGCUGCUCCUGACAGCCAAUGUGAGCAGUGAGAACAACACCCCCAGGACCAGCAAGACCACCUUCCAGCUGGAGCUUCCGGUGAAGUACGCCGUCUACACCGUGAUCAGCAGCCACGAACAGUCCACCAAGUACCUCAACUUCUCAGCCUCAGAGCAGGAGGAGAGUGGUGUGGCCAAGCACAGAUACCAGGUGAACAACCUGGGACGGAGAGACCUGCCUGUCAGCGUCAACUUCUGGGUGCCUGUGGAGUUGAACAGGGCAGCUGUGUGGAUUAAGGUGGAGGUCUCCUGCCCCCAGAACCCGUCCAUUCAGUGUUCCUCGAAGAGAAUAUCUCCCACAGAGUCCAACUUCCUGACUCACAUUCAGAAGAAUCCUGUGCUGGACUGCUCUGUUGCUGAGUGUCUGAGGUUCCGCUGUGACAUCCCCUCCUUUGGCGUCCAGGAAGAGCUUGACUUCAUCCUGCAGGGCAACCUCAGCUUCGGCUGGGUCAGCCAGACACAACAGAAGAAGGUGUUGGUUGUGAGUGUGGCUGAAAUCACUUUUGACACAUCUAUGUACUCCCAGCUUCCAGGACAGGAGGCGUUUGUGAGAGCCCAGAUGGAGACGGUGCUGGAGAAGUAUGAGGUCCACAACCCCAUCCCCCUGAUCGUGGGCAGCUCCGUGGGAGGUCUGCUGCUGCUGGCGCUUGUCACAGCUGCACUCUACAAGGCUGGCUUUUUCAAACGCCGGUACAAGGAAAUGAUGGAGGAAGCAAAUGGACAGGUUGCUCCAGAAAAUGCGACAUCAGACUCCCAACUUGCCCAGUGA
Messenger RNA from Cynocephalus volans (Philippine flying lemur), 3483 nucleotides. It is a transcript of the gene ITGAX, whose product is annotated as integrin subunit alpha X. NCBI's taxonomy places the organism in Eukaryota, Metazoa, Chordata, Mammalia, Dermoptera, Cynocephalidae. Gene Ontology annotation, biological process: cell adhesion mediated by integrin; integrin-mediated signaling pathway; cell-cell adhesion. Bases 1 to 3483 code for a protein of 1160 amino acids. Gene Ontology annotation, cellular component: integrin complex; external side of plasma membrane. The transcript is spliced from 30 exons. The record is from RefSeq and is a predicted model, not a curated record. Gene Ontology annotation, molecular function: integrin binding.